Venustampulla echinocandica is the source of this 234-nucleotide messenger RNA. RefSeq lists its product as uncharacterized. Bases 1 to 234 code for a protein of 77 amino acids. The record is from RefSeq and is a predicted model, not a curated record. The transcript has 2 exons. NCBI's taxonomy places the organism in Eukaryota, Fungi, Ascomycota, Leotiomycetes, Helotiales, Pleuroascaceae.
AUGCCGACCUCAUCGCCAGACAAGCAAGCCCACAAAGCCAACCAGAAGAACCAACCCCAAGCUCAGCAAUACCAAGAACGGCAGAGCGUAGCGGCCAACCUAGAGGAGCUCGACAAGCCACUCUCACAGCAGGGGAAUUCUCAAAUGCUUUGCCGAUGGUUACAAGCGCCUGUGGACACAGAUUUCUGGACUGCAGAAGCACCGAGAAAAGGCAGUCUUCUUUCGCAACUCUAG